Messenger RNA from Auanema sp. JU1783, 1383 nucleotides. Lineage: Eukaryota; Metazoa; Nematoda; Chromadorea; Rhabditida; Rhabditidae. The record is from the annotation of a GenBank genome assembly.
AUGGAUGUUAAAAAUGUAGGAAUCAGUGCUAUACAAAUCUAUUUUCCUAAAAAUGUGGUCCGGCAAGAUGAUUUUGAAAAGUAUUGUAAUGUUGCGGCGGGGAAAUAUACUGUUGGCCUUGGUCAGCAAGAAAUGGGAUUUUGUUCUGACAAUGAAGAUAUUGUGUCGAUUUCUUUGACCGUAACCGAUAAGCUCCUACGGGAUUAUGAUAUUGACCGGAAUUCUAUUGGCUUUUUAGCCGUUGGUUCAGAAACUCUUAUUGAUAAAAGCAAAAGUGUAAAAACUGAACUCAUGCGUCUCUUUCCGGAUAACACGGAUAUCGAGGGUGUAGAUGUCAAAAACGCAUGUUACGGAGGAACUCAAGCAGUUUUUCACGCCAUUGACUGGGUUUAUGCUAAUUACAACACUGAGAGAAGAAAUGCUAUCGCCGUUUUAUCUGAUAUCGCUGUUUAUGAAGAAGGGUCGGCCAGAUGUACAGGGGGAGUUGGGGCUAUCGCUGUUCUCAUUACUCCUGAAGCGCCCAUUGCUUUCGAAAGAGGCUUAAGAGGAAUACACAUGACAUAUAACUGGGAUUUUUACAAGCCAAUUUGUAAAAAAGUAACGGAAUACCCCUUGGUUGAUGGUCAUAAGAGUUUGAAAUGCUAUAUGGACGCUUUGGACAACAGUUAUAGUUCCUACAAACGUAAAGCACAAAGACUCUGUGGAAUUGAACCGUCAGUUCAUGAUUUCGAUGCUUUAAUGUUCCAUUCUCCGUUUGUAAAAAUGGUUCAAAAGGCUGUUGGUCGUAUGGCUUACUCAGAUUUCUUGCAAGGCAACUACCAAGCUCCUGAAUAUGAACAACUUAAAAAUCUUGCUCCAACCACUUCUGUUGACGAUGGUGAUUUCAUGAAAGUUCUGCUCAAAGCAGCUGACCCGUUAUGGAAAGAAAAAACAGAGCCGAACAUAGAGUUUAACAGGCGAAUUGGAAAUAUGUACACAUCCUCUCUUUUUGCUCAACUAGUCAAAUACAUAUCAAAAGGAAUUUUUUCUUCUUCUUCUAGAAUUUUAUUUUUUGCUUACGGCAGUGGCUCCGCCUCUGCAACUUUCUCUGCUACAGUCAUAUCCACUCAUGAGAGUUUAUCAAAAAUGCAGGAAGUUUGUCAACGAGCCGUAAAACAGCUCGACCACCGUGACGUCCACAGUUGCUCAUCCUAUUAUGAUGCCUUGAAUGACAGGGAAAAAUUUUUAAUAGCUGAUGUUCCAUACAUACCAAGAUCUUUAUCCGAUAGCAGGUUUUCUUUCUUUGAUAACACAUUCUUCUUGGCUUCCAUCGACGAACUCUAUAGACGCUCAUACAGUCAGUUAAAUAGUAUAGAACCGAAUGGUCAGUGCAACACCGUCUAG